GCACCACUUCCUGCUGGAGUCCUUCCCCGCGCCCGCCGCCUGGCUCUCCGCGCAGGCCGCCUACACCCGCUCCACCGCCGCUGCCUCCAUGGCGGGAUACCUACUAGGGCUGGGCGACCGGCACUCGGGCAACGUGCUGCUGCAUGGGGCCACCGGGCAGGUGGUGCACAUCGACCUGGGCAUUGCGUUUGAACAGGGUCACUUCCUGUUGACCCCCGAGCUGGUUCCCUUCCGCCUCACUCGGGACGUGGUGGACGGCAUGGGGGUCAGCGGGGUGGAGGGCCCCUUCCGGCGCUGCUGCGAGGAGACGCUGCGGGUGCUGCGCUCCCACUCCGAGUCGCUGCUCACGGUGAUCGAGGUGGUGCUGCACGACCCGCUGCACAAGUGGUCGCUCUCCCUGGCCAAGGCCCGGCAGAAGCAGCCCCGGGAGAGGGACCGGGGGCGCGGCGCAACGGCGGGCGAGCAGAAGGAACAGCAGCAGCAGCCGCAGGAGGAAGAAGACGCCACCGCGCUGCUGGGCAAUGCGGACGCGGCUCGAGCCGUGCUACGAGUCAAACAGAAGCUGGAGGGCAGG
Astrephomene gubernaculifera is the source of this 574-nucleotide messenger RNA. The record is from the annotation of a GenBank genome assembly. NCBI's taxonomy places the organism in Eukaryota, Viridiplantae, Chlorophyta, Chlorophyceae, Chlamydomonadales, Astrephomenaceae.